Messenger RNA from Sphaerodactylus townsendi, 864 nucleotides. RefSeq names its product coiled-coil domain containing 195 (gene CCDC195). Lineage: Eukaryota; Metazoa; Chordata; Lepidosauria; Squamata; Sphaerodactylidae. Bases 1 to 651 code for a protein of 216 amino acids. The transcript is spliced from 3 exons. The record is from RefSeq and is a predicted model, not a curated record.
AUGGAGGGGACCAAGCAGCUCAUGCAGGUUAUCCAGGAAAUGCGGUCUGAAAUCAUCAAGCUAGAGAGAGAAAACAGAGCCCUCCGGGGAGAACUUCAGUUUGAUGGGCCAAGGGGAGCAAAGCAGGAGAAAGGGGCAGGAGGAGAAGCUAGAAACGAGGAAGCCUGGAGCCUCACUGACUCUGGUGAAGAGGCCGCAGUGGCUUUACGCAGGAAUGUCUCUGCUGGAUCCGCUCUGAUGCUACAGGAACAAAAAGGUAACAUGAUGACUGUCAGGCGUUAUUCCAUCUCCUCUUCAGUGCAUUCACUCUCCAGCAACAAGCACCAUAAAGCUGACAAGAGGAAUCCAUUCAAGGGGACCCGUGAAGUUAAGGGCAUAAUCAAACAACCAGUUUUUCAUCCUGAUAUGCAACUAAGCAAUAAAGAUGAAAAGGGGUUUGCAAAAAUCCCACCUGACUGUCUCUCCAGCAGUACAUCAAAUAAAAGGAGAUCUUUCCAAGAUCAUGUUUACAAAUGCAGGGGUAAAGUAAAGGCUGUAAGUUUUCUGUUACCAGUGGAUAUGUCCCCCUAUUCUGAAAAUCAAGGUUCUUUCACAGGCCAGCAAAAUCAGAACACAAAACAGUUAAGUCCCAUUAUAGAAAAGGACAUGUGAGCUGGUGAAUUUUUAAACGGCCAGCUUGACUCUGGGGAUAAACUAGCCUUCAGCUAUGGUCUGUUGUUGGAUUACGUUUCUGGAAAGCGCUUUGGCAGAAUGCCCUCAAAGAAUCAGCAAAGGCCUGUCAGCGAUGUUGAAAUGGAUGCCUCUUAAUUGUAUAUAUAUAUAUAUAUUUGUAAAAUCCACAGCUUAGUUCAAAGACAGCAUUAA